GGGGCUGCGAGGGAAAGGCCGCCCCCUUGGAAGCGGCGCUGGAGGCUCCUCGCGUCUCUCGCUCUCCUCCCGGCCGCCAUUCCCGCCCCGCCGAUGGAGGAGCCGCCGUCUCCGGCCUGAGCUGAAGGGAAGGGGAGGGAAAGGAGAGAGCAGAGAGGCGGCUCGGCUCGGCUCCCCGCCGGGCUGGCACAGCAUGGUCGAGUACAUUGUGGAGUAUGAUUAUGAUGCAGUGCAUGACGACGAGCUGACCAUUCGAGUGGGUGAGAUCCUGAGGAAUGUGAAAAAAUUGGAAGAGGAAGGAUGGCUGGAAGGAGAGCUAAAUGGGAGGCGGGGCAUGUUUCCUGACAACUUCGUUAAGGCAAUGAAGAAGGAGCCAGAACCUAAAGACGAGAGCUUGCCCGUCAAAAGAGAGAGGCAUGGAAACGUCGCCAGCCUUGUCCAGCGCAUGAGCACGUAUGGGAUUCCAACAGGAGCCUUCCAACCCCCUUCCCAGUCCAAAGGCUUCCGAAGGAAAUCCAAAAAGCGGCAGUGCAAAGUUAUGUUCGAGUACACUCCUCAAAACGAGGACGAGUUGGAGCUGAAACUCGGAGACGUUAUCGACAUUCAUGAAGAGGUGGAAGAAGGCUGGUGGAGCGGAACGCUGAGCGGAAAGGCAGGCCUGUUUCCUUCCAACUUUGUGAAAGAGCUAGAAGUAUCCGACGAUGGCGACUCCCAAGAAGCCUGCUCGGAUGACUCCGAGGCUGUUUUUACUGGCCUCGUCUUGCCUGUCACUUCACCAGGAAAUGGGAACGAGCCUGGAAACGCACAGAUUGCCCAGCCAAAGAAAAUCCGAGGCGUUGGAUUCGGAGACAUUUUCAAGGAAGGCUCAGUGAAGCUGAAGACCAGAUCGCCCAGUAGCGAUUCGGAAGAGAAGAAGCCAGAUAAGCCCUUACCUAGUCAUCCGCCCGGACCAAAGCUUACCCAGUUUCCUAGCGUAACAAAAUCAGAAGCUGCGACCGAGGCAGCAAAAGCAGAAGCGGAAACCAAACAAAAAGUUAAAGAAUAUUGCAAGACCUUGUUUGCCUAUGAGGGCGCCAAUGAGGAUGAGCUCAGUUUUAAAGAAGGCGAUAUUAUCCUAUUAAUAAGUAAGCAUACCGGAGAGCCGGGAUGGUGGAAAGGAGAGCUUAAUGGUAAAGAAGGCGUUUUCCCGGACAACUUUGCUGUUCAGAUCUAUGAAUCAAAUAAAGACUUCCCUAAGCCAAAGAAACCACCACCUCCUGUAAAGAGUCCAGGCCCAAAGCCAGAGCUUCCAUCUGUGGAGAAGAAGUUUCCUCUCAAGAUUGAAGAAAAAGAUGAAAAAACAGCUUUGGAUCAGAAAACUCCUAAACCGGCAGCCCCUCAAGUACCACCCAAGAAACCCGCCCCUCCAAACAAGUCGAAUAACUUCUUACGAGGUGGGAUUUUACACCCGAAACGGCCAGAUAAGCCAAUCAUGCAGCCGUCACUAUCCAAAGCAAAUGGAGAAGUGGUUUCCUUGAGACCAAAAUCUGAAAUCGAGCCUGUAGCAAAACCAAAGUUAGACUCGGAGCAGUUGCCCCCGAGACCAAAAUCCGUAGAGGUAGAUUCAGUUGCAAUAAAGAACUCAAAAGAAACAGAUCUUUUAAGUUUUGAUGACAUAAUAGCUACCUCAGAUAAUUUAUCACAUCCCACAGCAAAUAGGCCAAAGAUGCCUGGCAGAAGGUUGCCUGCUCGCUUCAACGGCAAUAAUUCUACACCUCAAAAUUCAAGCAUAGAAAAAAACGUGAAGGUACAUAAAGAGGAGGAAGAAAGUGCCAAACUAAAGCCAUUCGAUGUUAAAAAGCCAUCCAUAUUUACUUCGACACGCCUGUCUUCAUCGCCAACCUGUGUUGGAGUCGGUCAUUCUGCCGGGGAACCAAAACUUAAACAGGAAGCAGAUGAAGGGGAAAAGCCUUCCGUAGAAGAGCUCAAGGCUCAGAUUUUUGAGCUUUUGACCAUUGUAGAAUCACUGAAGAAAGAACACGGGAAAGAACUGGAAAGAUUGAAAAAAGACCUGGAGGAAGAGAAGCAGAUGCGAAAUAACCUAGAGGCAGAAAUAGAAAAGCUCAAGAAAGCCGUCUUGACGACAUGAAGGGCACCGUGGACUAUUCAUCCUUCACAUGUCAGGAACUCGGAACGAAGUUGAUCUUCCUACUUCAAACCAAUGAAUGCUAGCAUUCCAUUUUUUAAAAAAACAACAACGAAAAAAUGGAUAUAUAAAUCACAUAUUCAGUGAGCUAAGAGAAGAAAACGGAUUACUUUUUGUUUGUUUUGUUUCUUGCCAAUAUAGGAGAGGCCUUAUAUCUUAACUGUGCUGGAAUCGCAGACCUUUCUUUUCUCUUGGUUUGCUUGAAAAUACUACUGAAUCUGUAUAAAAAGGAGAGGGGCAAGGGCAGGGACGGGACGGGGGGGUUCUUAAUAAAUUUUUAUCGAUACCUGUAGUCUAAUUUUUAAUAGAGCUGUACUAUAAGGUGAUAUAUCUUUGCAAAAAUAAUCUGUAAAAUAGUCUUAUCGGAAGGCAGACGGUAUAGCCCUGCAGCCAGUUAUAGUCACUACUUUUUUCCCGCCACGCAGAAGGGAAGAUGAUGUUUGUAUAUAUAUAUUUUUUAAUUUUUUUGCAUUCCUAUCCAGGGGUUACACUGUUGUGCCUGUCUGCAGUGAGAGUAUUAAUAAUAUACUGUUUUGUACUUCAGGGUGAUAUUGGGAAAUUGGUGCUAUGCUGCAGCUGAGUUGCCAAUGCAAAGCAAUUCCCGCCCCGCCCCGCCCCAACUCACCCCUAACCCUAAACGAGAAGAACAUUGUCACUUGCACUAUAUGAUUCAUUAGAGAGACUUAAGAUGGAACCACCGAAAAUGCCAUAGGAAGAGGAAAAUGCAAAACCACGAGGAAAUCCAGGCAUAAUAUUGCAAAGAUCUUAUCGUUCAACCUGAUGUGCCUAGAUAUCACAGCGUACGGCAUCCAAACAUCCUUGAAGCUCAUAAUUUUAUAUACUUCUUGUAAUUCAUAAUAAAACACUAAGGACUCUAGUGACUUUUUCUGGUAGAAAUCCCAGUACGGAAAAAAAGAAAUGCUCAUAUGUCAACAAAAACGGUCCUGGCUUCCAGUCUUCUGAUGACAACUAAAUACAAUCUUAAAAUAAAAGCGGCAUCACAAGGCUGUUGCAGCAUUCAAGAAGUCGCAGAAGAGUUCCUCGUCCUGAUCUCGGCACAAUCCGUAUGGAAACUGCACAAGCGCCUGCCAGUUGCGGAAGGUUCCAGAAUUUAACAGAAUGUGAGGCGGCUCAACUCCCUCUUCAACUGUUUUUCCUGUCCCUCUGGGUCACGUGAGGAAGGAAGGAAGGCUCUUUUUCCCGUGGUCCUCUUUGCCGCUACAAAAGUAGAGUUUCAGAUUUUGCUUAUUUCAAAAAAGGUGGGUGGGGGAGGGGAGAGUGAUAAAAGAUGACAGAAUACCCUAAAUUUCAUCUUCAUUCUCCCGUUCCUGCUGUUGCUCAAAGAGCCCUUUUUAAAAAUGCUCUGGGUGCUGAGGAAAAAAUGACCUAAAAAUGAAGACUUUCAUCGCUCUCUGGCUUGCCUGUUUUGGCAAAGGGGUCUUUGAAGCUGUUCAUCACCUCGUGUGCAGAAGUAACAAGGCCUUCUGCCUAAAAUUUGCCCUCUGGGAAAGGGCUUUACCAGCUAGCAGUUGUUGAAGGCUUCUCCAUCAUGGGUCUGCACAAUAAGUUGAUUUCAUUUUUAACAUAGGCAACACAACUGCUGUGUUCUAUUUAAACGCAUCAGGAUGGGGGAAACCUACUUAUCUGCCAUGAAGCACCCAAAAAUUGGAAUAGGGGCAUUCCCCACAAGACCACUCUCCUAAGUCCUCCAUACUUCAGGCCUGUACAGCACCUUAGCAGACGAAUUUAAAUACAUCAGUUAUAGGGGAUCACAGAACUAUGUCCUAUUAUUUAAGGUACGGGGUUUCCCACAGAGAGACCUCUUCGUGACUGUCUUCAGUACAAAAUUUUGAAAAAUCUGUACAAUUGCAGCCCUGGGAGAUGCUGAAAUUCCAAGCGUUCGCUCCUGUUCCUUUGUAAACGGUAGUCCUGUGCAAAAGUCAAACAGUACAAAUCAUGCAGAAAUCUGCCACAUUCUUGUAGCACCGCAGUGGUCCAGACAACCCUGAUUCAUCCCUGUCUCGUUCUUAGUUGUUCUGGUUGCCAGAGCUGGAGCUUUUCCUCAGUAGAAGGUUCCCACCAUAUCUCAUUUACACCUCACUGAUAUUUUUCAUGAAGCCGUGCAGAACGUUUUGAUAGAAGCUAGGAAACCUACUUCUGAAACUCCUGUGCCCCCACUUGGAAAGACAUCCUUGAAGGUCACCACAAAAAGACAUUCAACCACAAAUGUUUUUGAUUAUUUAUAUUUUAGUAAUGUUGGGUGACCUAAUACCUUCAUUAAAGUUCAUCUGUUACUACUUUCCGUGAACCGUUAAAUUGUAAAUGGAUCAUUGCUCAGAGGGAAUCCAAAAAUGUCCUUAAAGGCGCACGAGUGGAUAUAUCUCCACCUUCUAGAACACCACUGGUCCAGUGGAAAGCUGUUGCUUGUUCCAGCCAGGUUAAUACUAAAGUCUUCUCAAUUCUGCCCACAUGCUCUCUGUGGUUGCUCACAACAAUUAUUUUUAAAAAAUUCAUGACCUCUGCACACACGGUUAGUAAAUUAUGUGCUUCCAGGCAUGCUUUGAAUUAUGCUCUUUGAAAUUGCACAGGACAAAGUAGUCUUGGGACUGAGUUUGCCUAAAGUUGACCUUUCUGUGUUAACCAGUGUAAUAUCGCCAACCUAAUUUCCUCAACCUGCUAACAAAAGUCCAACCUUGCACGGCUCAGACAGUUUUAUCGACAAAGAAAUAAAGAAUUCGAAAGGCCAUCUUUCAAUCUGUUCUUAAGGGAUGCUGGGUUUCAGUUUAAUCCAUAUUUUGGAUCUGAUUUUUACAUUACAAACUCAGAGAUUGCAUCCCCUACAGACUCAUGUUCACUCCAUUGGAGCUCUGGAAUCCUCAGCUGCAUUCCAGUAGAGGAAAUACGUGAAUUCAAGAUGUGGUCUUGUACCUCUUUUCAGGCAUUAACUAAUGUGGAGACAGAACUGGGCAAAGUAGUCCUGUGCAUGCUGUUCAGCCCAGAGUCCACAUCUAUUGUCUACUUGGCAGAUGAAUUUGUAGAAUUAUGCAGAGACCACAGUGAUGAAACCAGGGUUGCAUUUAUGGUAUUCAUUGAGCAGUCUUCUGUACGGUCCCUCGUCCUUCCCUCCUACCCUUCUGUAGACUGGCCUGGAUCUGUUGCUUGGGAAUUCCCACAGUGGUCCAGGAGGACUGAAGGGAAGAAGUGUGCCCAUUGCUUCUCAGGUGGCCCAGAGUCAGGAAAGACAAGAGGGAGAGGAACACCUUGCUGAUGGCUCUUGGAAUUUUCUGCAGCUGGCCCAUAUAUGCACAGUUUCCAUGUAUGAUUGCACGGAUGUCCACUCGUUGAAUAUCAUUUGCUGUUAAGUGCAGCCCAGUUGUAAGUAUUACAUACACCAUAGUAUCACAAAGGACUUCAGAAAUAAUAGAGCUUUUUUGGAAGGUGUUGCAUGCAGUGCGAAUAGUUCUCUGACUCCACUGCCCUCCACUUAUUCCCUGUGGAGGGGAGCCACUGAAAAUGUGCAGAUAGCUGAAACUGUGCAUUCAACCCAAUUUCUAUAAUAUAUAAACCUCAUCCUCUUGUCCCUCCCUUGUUGCUAUCAUUAAAUAGUAUAGAGAAAAGCAAAGCAAUAUUUUAUAGGUGGUUUUUUAAGUUGGCCAAAUUUAGAAUGAAUGCCUAAGUUCUGUACAUCAUGCCGUUUUGUAUAGGCCUCUUGCUUCCAUCUCAACAGAAUAUGAAUGGCAGAAAAGUAUACUCAGUUGCCCUUCUUUUCUCCCCUGGUUUGGCAAGAAUGCUGACUUGUUACUCAUUUGCAAGCCUGGAUCUGGAGUUAUCUGCCACAAAUCAUGAAUAAAAAUCUGCAACUUGAAAAAUGAAACUUAAGAGUAUGUAGAAAAUCAUGAUCCUUGGGAUUGUGUUGCCAUGCCGGGACUCAGCUAAGUUUGCAAAUCGAACGAGACAGUUCCAUAAGGGUUGACUGCUUCUGCCAGUUUACAUUUUUAGUAAUUUCAAUAAUAACGACACGUAUCUCUGGGUGAUUAAGCUAUUGCACAGAUCCAUCCCUUUUUGUAAACUGUAAUCUGAUACUUAUUCUUCCGUUAUUCCGCUGCAUCGAAAAUAAAGCAAAAAGCAUCAGACCGUGCUAUUUUAGAUGAGUGGGGAACUCAGUUUCUUUUUGAUGCCAACUAGUUGACUCUUUACCUUAGUCCUGAUUAUGCAAAGCGGCUAACUGAACAUAAUGAAAGAAAGUUUUCUCUGUGAUCUGGAAUGUACGGUUAAAAAAAAACUGAUAAGUUGCUGGAAAGCUGAUGCUGUAUCUGCCCCUUAUGUGUAUAGCACAUGAAUAGAAGACAAUCGGUUAAAUCAAAUGUAUUGAUUAUUGAAUGGCCUUUUUUUUUUUGCUGUAGCAAUAAAAUGACCAAGUGCAAUGACUUGAUUUAAUUAAAAAAAGAAACUUUUGAAAGCCGCUGCUAUGAAUAUUUUUAGCGAUAACGAGGUCUCCCUAAUAAUGUCUUAAAUUAAUAUUGUUUAAUGGCAAGUGGGAAGGAUAUGCAGACAUUCCAAAAAAGAAAAACCCUUCACAAAUAAAACAUAUGUAAUAAAUA
Messenger RNA from Heteronotia binoei (common prickly gecko), 6786 nucleotides. It is a transcript of the gene CD2AP, whose product is annotated as CD2 associated protein. Gene Ontology annotation, molecular function: protein binding. The transcript has 18 exons. The record is from RefSeq and is a predicted model, not a curated record. The coding region runs from base 194 to 2128 and encodes 644 amino acids. NCBI's taxonomy places the organism in Eukaryota, Metazoa, Chordata, Lepidosauria, Squamata, Gekkonidae.